Poeciliopsis prolifica (blackstripe livebearer) is the source of this 3965-nucleotide messenger RNA. Its product is annotated as neuronal acetylcholine receptor subunit alpha-3-like. The coding region runs from base 174 to 1745 and encodes 523 amino acids. The transcript has 8 exons. Gene Ontology annotation, biological process: regulation of membrane potential; chemical synaptic transmission; monoatomic ion transmembrane transport. Gene Ontology annotation, molecular function: transmembrane signaling receptor activity; acetylcholine-gated monoatomic cation-selective channel activity. The record is from RefSeq and is a predicted model, not a curated record. Lineage: Eukaryota; Metazoa; Chordata; Actinopteri; Cyprinodontiformes; Poeciliidae. Gene Ontology annotation, cellular component: synapse; neuron projection; postsynaptic membrane.
GAGCGACGGCACCAGGGGAGACACGGAACAUCUUCUCAUCCUGUUCCAUCUUAUUUGUCUCCCCCACUGACUGCACUGACUGCUGUCCUGGUUCUUUUUUUCUCUUUUUUCUUCUUUCCAUUUUUCUUUUGUAAGUAUAGGUGGAUCCUUGAUUGGGCACACAGGAGAGAAGGAUGAAACCUUCCCUGGGGUUGAAUUUGCUGUUCCUUCUGAUCGAUUUGCAGACUCGAGACUGUGUCGCAUCCAAAGCAGAGGACCGGCUCUUCAAGAGGCUUUUUAGACGGUACAACCCGUUCAUCAGACCAGUGGAAAAUGUUUCUGAUCCUGUUACCGUGGAGUUUGAGGUCUCCAUCUCACAGCUUGUUAAAGUCGAUGAGGUGAAUCAAAUCAUGGAAACAAAUUUAUGGCUCCGACAUAUUUGGAACGAUUACAAAUUAAGAUGGACGCCAGCAGAGUUUGAUGGGAUUGAAUUCAUCCGAGUUCCAUCAAACAAGAUUUGGAGACCUGAUAUUGUUCUCUACAACAAUGCUGUGGGUGACUUCCUGGUGGAGGAUAAGACCAAAGCCUUGCUGAAGUAUGACGGUACGAUCACUUGGGUUCCUCCUGCCAUUUUUAAAUCCUCGUGCCCAAUGGAUAUCACCUACUUUCCUUUUGACUAUCAAAACUGCUCCAUGAAGUUUGGCUCCUGGACUUAUGACAAAGCCAAGAUUGACCUUGUACUCAUUGGGUCCAAGGUAAAUCUCAAAGACUUCUGGGAAAGCGGGGAAUGGGAAAUCAUUGACGCUCCAGGCUACAAACAUGACAUCAAGUACAAUUGCUGUGAGGAGAUCUACCCGGACAUCACGUACUCCUUCUACAUCCGCCGCCUGCCGCUGUUCUACACCAUCAACCUCAUCAUCCCCUGCCUCCUCAUCUCUUUCCUCACAGUGCUGGUUUUCUACCUCCCAUCUGACUGUGGAGAGAAGGUCACGCUCUGUAUCUCCGUCCUGCUCUCCCUCACUGUGUUCCUGCUCGUGAUCACAGAGACCAUCCCCUCAACGUCACUGGUCAUCCCCCUCAUCGGAGAGUACCUGCUCUUCACGAUGAUCUUCGUCACACUCAGCAUUGUCAUAACCGUGUUCGUGCUGAACGUGCACUACCGCACGCCCAUGACGCACACCAUGCCAUGCUGGGUGCGCUCCGUGUUCCUCAAAGUGCUGCCCAGGAUCAUGCUGAUGCGUAGGCCGACAGACGAGGAGGGUAAGGCCGGGUGGUUGGACGGCAGUGGGGAAGCAGGAGGAGGUGGAGGGGGAGGAGGAGGCGGAGGAGGGAAAGGACAGAGGAAGAGGAAGAACAGCUUGAUUAAGGUUGGAGGAAGUCCUCUCAACUGUCUGGAGGUCGGUGGCGACAGUACGCUCACCGCCAUGGAGGACUGCACUCUCAAGAAAUGUCCCUGCCCCUGCCAGCAUAUGAGGGAAACCCCAGAGACACCAGAGUCCGGAAAGGUGCCUCAUCAGCUGAGUCCACAGAACAUAAACACGGUGAUGGCCUUCUCCGUGGUGUCGCCCGAGAUCAGGCAGGCCAUCGAGAGCGUCAAGUACAUAGCUGAGAACAUGAGGAGCAGGAACAAGGCCAAGGAGGUAGAAGAUGACUGGAAGUAUGUUGCUAUGGUCAUUGACAGGAUCUUCCUCUGGGUCUUUGUGACGGUGUGCAUCCUGGGAACCUUGGGCCUCUUCAUCCAGCCCCUUUUUGGUUUCGUCUCGUAACCGUUGUAAAACUCAGGGUUCUCAGCCACAUUGUGACAACCAACACUAGGAGAACUGUGUUUCUCAGUCAACUCAUUACUGGAUGCAGUUCUUAAAGCAUCACUGGAUGUGCUGCCUUUCCUCAAUAAAAGCAUCGCAAAGUCAAGAGAAAAUCUUUUUUUAAUUUGUUGGUGUACUGCAAUAUGGUAGCGACAAUUGUAAUGUAGUUAUUACAAUAUGUAUAAUAUGUAUGUAUCUGAUGACUGCUUAUUUUUUACCAAAGUAGAUUAUCUUAAUUCUGGCUUACGUAAAAUAACAGGGUAGUGCACCAGCAGCACGACUUAGAAGUUGGGUUUUAUUGCAGGCCUCUGACACCAAUCGUGCAAAAUCGCAAUGAUCAGACCUUCGUCUUCUGUUUUAAAUGAGAUCAGAACAUAUACUUUUAAACAAAAUGAAUGAUUUUAAUAGAUGAUUACUCUGGUUUGGGUUGAAAUCAGCAGCACAUUCAAUGAUACUUAGAAGUUGAACAUCAUCCAGUAUUUUCCAGUGAAACUUUCAAAACAAGCACAUGACACAAACUCUCUCUAACCUGUCAAACUCAACCAUGCAUCCACCGUCCAAUGAGGUACACAACUGGAUAACUGUAACACAAGCAACUCAAGUGUCUAUUGUGAAAGGCAAUUCUAAUUAUUUGUGGGUUUGCAUAAUUUAUGCUCUCCUUUUACAUUUCAGGCAUUUCCUGCAGGCGUUUUUUUUUUUUUUUUUGUUUCUGGCUAUUUAUUUAUUUCCAGUAAUUACAAAAUAUGUCAUUACUGUUGCCAUGUCUGGUUAUUGUUUUAUAAGCUAAUUGAAUGGCUUUGUAAAUGCUCAGUGAAAUUAUGCUUGAUUAGUUUGUCUUAAAAUAGCAGCCCAUUUAUGAUUCCAUCAGAGGGCUCCUGAUGCCCAAUUCCAUGGCUAAUAUUUAAACACUUUUUUUUAUGACGCUCAGGAUUAGUCUUAUUACUGAACUCAAAAAUGUAUAAGAUGCAUGCAUGAGAAAAAUGACGAAUCCUUUCACCCCAGAGCUCGGUGAUACAGUGAGUUAAUGAUUACUGUAACUAAUAAUAACCCAUGAUUAUCUUUUCUCUAUGAGUGAAUAUGCUUGGAUUUGUACUUCAGGAUGUGUGUUUCCAGUUAACUCUGCAAAAAAGCACCAAAAGAGAAGAGAAAUUAAAAAGGCAAAAAGCAAUACAAUCAUUCACCUUUGAUAAGGUACUCACAGCCCAUUAUAGUAGGUCCAUCUUUUCAUUUGAUUACUAAAAUUAGCACAAAUAAUGCAACAGACAGAGACUCAAUGUGUUUGGGUUUCUAGAUGUGGUAAAGUUGGCUUGCUAAAAGAUCAGCGUCCAAAUGGCGAUAAAAGGGGAUGUUAAUUACUUUGAGGGUGACAACUAUCUCUUAAGUUUACACAGAAUAGUGUCGGAAAAAUAUCAAGUAGGCGCCAUUAACGUAGUAGAUGAACAUGAGAAAUUCAGAAACGAAUGUUCAGACUGGUUCGCAAUGACAGAAAGGUAAAGGUAGCUCUGACAUCGCCUUGCAGCUACUAACGAAUGAAAACUACAGUCUGAAAGGUCAACACAUUGAUCCUUGAUGCAGAUGGGCGCCAGCUAAAAAAAAAAGAAAAGGAGGCUAGAAUUCUCACAGGUUUACUGGAAUUGGACACAAUCGAUUGGAAAAGUGUUAGCUGGUCCACUGAGUCUUACUUUCAGUUUUCAAAAGAAGGUCCAACUUGGUCCUGGAGAGGUGUACCUAAUAAAAAGGCCAGUGAGUGUGGAGAAUUACCUGUAAGCACAAAAGUUUGUCAAACCAAGUUUUGAAAAAGAAAGAAGAAAAAAUGUUUUAUGUAAAAAAAAAAAAAAAAAAAAAAAAAAAAACAAUAAUCACUUAUUAGAGAUUUGCUGUUCUUUUUUUGUUCUUUUUACAUUUUUUAACAGGGAUGCAUUUUAUGUUUUUGAAAAUCCUACUGCCAAGUUCAUCAUCCAUAAUAAAUAUGCAAUUUUAUUAUGUAUACAUUUUUUCUUCUUAUUGCAGUACAUUUUCAGGAAUAUUCUGUGGAUAAAUACAUUUUCUGUACAUAAACAUGUAGGCACACUUAAUAACUAUAAUCGGAAGGAGUGCAUUGACAGCUUUAAGCCAUUUCAGAGCCGUCUGAUCUAUAAUUAAGACUCCAUGCAAAAGUUCUAAUAAAACCCUGGACAUUGU